CCAUGAUGGCGGCCAGUUCAACAGGUUUCAAUUUUUCACUCCGAAAAGUGUGCCAGUUUAAGAAAUAAGAGCCAACCAGGAUUAGUUGAGACCGGUAGAAAGUUAUAACCGAUUUAGAUGAAGAAACAGAGGUAGCAGCAAAAUGACUGACGAGAAGGGGCGUCUUGGUCGGAGAUUCCCUGCGAUACCCACGCAGCCUAGUGAUGAUUUGUUGCACAGUGGCAUAGCCAUACUCCCAGGCAGCCACGACACUCUCGGCCUUCCGCUCAUCGUCUUCCCAGUCAAGUCCCACACACAGCUCCUUGGAACCAAAGUCUCUGAAAUCUGCUUACUCAUCAAAUAUUACAUCAGUAUUACACGCCCAGGGCAACGGCUCAAUGGCUUCGCCUUCCUUAUUGAUCUCAAGGUCGCUAAUGUCCAGCUGUUUAAUAUCGUUGUGGAGACAUUAGAGACUCUACAGAGAGAGAACCAAGGAUGUGUGGCUGUAUUUUACUGCCUCCAGCCGCGGGGGAAGGAGGCGUGCAAGUUCCUCAAGAAGCUGCUGGGUCUGAAAGACAAGAAACGGAGACUGCGGCUUCCAUUCAAGAAAUCUACUUACAAACUGGAGAGUCAGAGAGGCAGAAACAAUUGUAUAUUCAAGAGUGUGCUAAUGACUGACCUCACCGAGCUUUACCGGUACAUCGAGGGGCGACAAGUUACCACCGAAUUUGGCGGCACGCUACUUUUUCAUAUAGAGUCAUGGAUUCUGUUCCGACAGGAUCUGGAGGGCCUAUAUCAGGAUAUCGACCGGGUGCUAGAGAGUGUGCCGUCCACGCAGGACAAGAUCGAGAUGCUCAAGGAGUAUGAUCUUCCUGAGACGAAUGAGGAGCUCGAACAACUGCUUGGCUGGAUCAGGAAUAGAUACCAUGAUGUCAUGAAAGAACUGAACAUCGAGGCAGUGAUAGAUGAGUGCAAAAACAUGGUCACAAAAUGCAAAAACCCAGAUAGUUACGCCAUCUACAGUGACUUACAGAAUAAUUUCAUGUUACAAGACGCCAUCAUCACUCUAGAGAAGCAUCACGUGCGCCUGGUGACGUCCCGUAACCAGUUACAGGUCUCAUGGCAGGAGGCUGAGAAACGUCUCAAGAAGGCUUCAAAUGUCCGCUCGUAUAAGGAGAAAACAGAAAAGAUCAUUAAAUGGUUAAAUGAAGUUGGCAUGCCUAAAUUCAAAGAGCCAGUUGAGAUAGCAGAUAGUCUAAGUCAGGCUGAAACUCUGAAGAAUCAUUUCGAGGCUGGAUUUUAUACAACAGCAAAGGAAACGUUGUACGAAGCUGAGGAACUGAUAGAAAAUAUGGAAAAGAUGGCCCUGGAUACAUCAAGAGAGAUCCAAGAAACGGUCGAAUAUUCAAGGAACUUCCAAUCAAAAAUAUCUGAAUUCCGACUACUGCUUGAACGACGGUUGAGAAAGUACUUGGAUAUUUAUCACUUCUAUCUGCUCUCGGGGAAGGUAACCCGCUGGUAUCGCCGUACUCUGACCUUCCUGCCCAUCAAGUACCUAUCUCACUACAUUGACUACGACCACGAUGACCUCGUCCCACUCUGCCAGGAAUGGAAUGCUGAGGUUAACAAAUACCUUUACAAGCACCCAGCACCAAGGUUGGAACACCUCAACAAGAUACGGGAGGGUGUCCCCCUGGUGUCGAACAUGAGAAACAGAAACCAAGCCAGACUUCUCGUACACAGGGUGGGCUUACUGCGGAACCUCCUCGUCGAGGGAAAGAUCAAAGUCAUUGACUACAUCGAUCUGCUCAAACUGAAGGAAAAGGUGCUUCGUGGCUAUGAUGACCUUGACAAUGACCUUUCAAGGAGCAUGCCAGAUCUAACGAGAAUUCAACGUGCCGAAUCUGCAUACAGACACCAUAAUAUGAGUGCCACCCUUUCACGACUGCCUCCUUCCCACCAAGCUGGUUCAAUGACGGAUAUGGAACCCCCUGUCUCCAGAGCUAGGAGUGUUAGUUCCCUGUAUGCGCCACGAAGGGGUUCUGAUGCAGUAGAUUUCGACAGAGGAGAAAUGGAGUCGCGGCUGCGCCCACGGCUCGGUUUAUCAGCCACGAUGGAUCGUUAUCAGAAAGUGCAUGAGCUUUAUGCUGAUCCAGAUUCAAAUUUACGACGAUUCAGGUCCCAGCCGCUUGUAAAUCAGCCACAAACAUAUCCAGAUCUGAAUCGCCAAACUUCACGUGAUCGGGACAGCAUCGGUAGGAAGGGUCUUGUGCCGAAACACUCGAGUAAACACACACCAGGGCGGCGUUUUGUUAAAGCCAGAGAUCAGAGAUCGUCACGGAAUCAUUCCCAGUCGAAUGUUGGCGAUGACAGUGAGGAUACCGAGUUGAGUUAUCCCACGAAUAAACGGACGUUCAGCUUCCAUCGGAAUCCAGUGGAUCGGAACGAUUACGGGAUUUAUGGAGAGUCGGACAAUUGUGAUGAUAGUGUGUUUUCUGGGCAGAGUAGCUCAAGUACGCUUCCACUGCGGGACUCUAGGGAGCGCUACAUAUCAUUGAACUUCCCAUCUGAGCCGCUGUCUCUUCCAUGCUCGCCACCCCCACACUUUCUCGGUGGUGAGAGAGCAAGUUCUAGUCAAUCAAACUACAGAGGCAAUCAGAGUUUACCAUCGGCAUUCCGCACAAAGGAGGACAGUUACGAUUCUGGGAUUGGUUACACGGAACCAGGGAUUCACGCAGGGGCUCGCAUUAACCCACUCUAUUCUAGUCUGCCAAAUCUAAUCGCGAAAGAUUUACGCCUGCCACAAACAAUGCAGAGAGACGAUAGUCUGAGUAUGACACAGGAAAAUCUCAAUAAGAUUUCUCAGAGUAAUUUACUGCCUGCAGAGAAGUUGGAACUCAUGUCAGCCAUGUUGGAUAAUGAGGAUCCUGGGAGACGGUCUCCACGGCGACCGGGUGCGGUGGAUCCUGUGAAGGUUCCCAAUGCGCAUGUGACGAAUAAUCUGCGUCUUACAACGGAGGAGCAGAAUCUCGUGCGAGAGAUUCUGGAUAAACAGAAGGGUGAGAAGAAGAAGCAGGAGGGAUAUUAUCGAGAAGAGAUGAAUCGGAGGACAGGCAACAGCCCCAACAACCUGGAGCGAACACCUAAGAUUUAUUUCAACCGCCCAGGAGAUGAAGAAGAAGAUAAUGAGGGCAGUGGAACCUCAGAUGAGGAGGAAUCGGAAGAUGAUAGCAAUGCUGGGGCCAGCACAGAUGAGGACGUUAAACGCCUAAAUGAGGCUAUACAGGCUAGACGUCAAGAACAGCUCCGUUUGGCGAGAAAUCGUCAGAAGUUACAUCAGAUUGAUGAGCAGAUGACAUCACCGUCUAAGAACGAGCAGAAGUACAGAAGUCCAGAAAAGGUCAUUCAGGACGGGACAAGACAACGCUCUCCCCACACCAUGCCACGCUCCCCCGUUUCGAGCCAUGAUGACCCGUUAGGCUACACCCUGCAGCGCCUACAGCAGACGAGCCCUCGCCAAAAUAGAGAGAACGGCAUCUAUGGAACGGACAGUGAUUAUUCUGGCUCUGAAGCAAAUUCCUCCAUGAAGCCGGAGGAAGACUAUAACCGCAAUCGUGUGAUGGAGAAUGGGAAUGCGUCGAGUGUCAAGGAGUGGGUCCAAAGAUAUGACAGGAAGGCCGUUGCAUCUGACAGUGGUUACACUGGCAUUGCAUCAAACACGGACAGAAACGCGUCCGACUUGAACGACAGCAUCAGCGAUAACAUCCCAGAUUUGAAGGAGAUUGAGAACCUAGAGAACACACUGAAGAAACAUGCCUUGAUGGAGCGGAAGGCCAUGAUUGAACAAUCUCGGGAACGCAUGCUGAGGGAUAUGAUCGAUAUUGGCUUAUCGACGCCACAAGAUUCUGCCCAUUCUGAUGAACAACAGCACGAUGCCUUCUUUUAUUGAGAGGAACACUGGCUUCAAAAUCAACUCCCAGAAUUAAUUCAAGUAUGCCUUAUGCAAACCAGUUCGAAGUUUCAAAAUGUUUAGGGCAUUCAGACUAUUCCUGACACUUCGGAUGAUCUAGUUUAUUAUUCAUAGGGAGAAGUCUGCCAUGGCAUCUAAUCCUUUGACAUUUCAGGUCCAGGGUAGUAGGAUGCUAUAUUUUUUGUGCAACUGCCAUCUCUUCAAAUUUGUGCUGAGUGAUAAUUCAUUUGGCACGUCCCCAAGUCUGCAAGUGGAGUGCUUUAUUAGCCAGACUACCACUAGAUGGGAUGUUUCAUUUUGUAUUAUACUGUAAAUACCUGUAUAUGUAUUCCAAGCUUAGCUUAUUCCAAAGAUACUGCCUGUGCUGUUUUGUCAUAAUAUUUUUAUCAAGUUAUCUUUUAUUGGAGUAUACUCGGUAUUUGGGUCCAGAUUUUUAUUGCUAGAGAAGUAGUACUUUUAUAUGCAUUUGUAAAAAGUGCCUUAUUGCAAUUCUAACUCGAGUAAAAUUCCUUCCGUUUGAUAAAUGUCCUGCCUCUGAUAAGAUGGAUUGGGGUCCAAAACUGUCAAUUUGAAUUUUUUCUAUGCCGUUGGGCUGUAAUUUACAAGUAGUUUCAAUGAUGUAGUACAACAGUGUGUUAGUUGGUAUGAUUGACUGCCAAAAUGGUGAAACUUUCACUAGAAUCCCUUCUAAAAUGAAUUGUAAGUUUUUUCCAAUUCCUUAUUCUCUUUGUAAUAAAAAUGUAAAUUAGUAACUAUUUUAAUAUCUGGUGCUGUGUAAAAGGGUCUGUGCUUUUACCUAGUCUGAAUCUGCUCAAAUCAUGACCUGCUGAGUUCCAGCAAUCAGCUUAACCUAUCAUCAGUUUAUUUACAAUCUCAGCUUCAUCUCAAAUUAACUUUAUGCAUUUUAUGAAGAUCAUAAAAAGGGACCAACCUACGUACUUAACUCUUUCAGCCCUAUGACCGUGUAUACACGGAUUUCAUAAUAUUCCCAGAUCCUGCUAUCGCAUAUACACGGUGAUGCCGAAACCAGUUUCUCGUUCACUAUUGACUAUCGCAAAUGCGAUUGGGGAGCCAUCUACAGGUUGCCAGUCCAACUAAUAGACUUCUGGGCUUCGAGGACAAAAUCACUGACGAUAUUUGGUUCGUGUUGGGUCCACAGGGGGCGUGGGUGUUGAAUCUGAUUUUUCCUGAAAAUCGGCUAAGGUCUGGGAAUUACACACUGAGAAAGGGCGAGGACCCAGGGUGGCCACUGAUAUGCCUGAUGAUGAUGAUGAUGAUGAGUGCAUAGUGUCUUAUCUGCAGACACCCUGUGUAGAAUUACUGUGUUAUUUUUGUAUGGGAACAUUUGAUUUCGUGGAUAUCAGUAUGAUCACCGAUGAUUCAGAUUUGAAGUUGACAUGCCUACAUUGAAAGAUAUCACCAGAGUUCAAUCUGAAAUGUUUCUGGUGGUGCUAUCGAAAUGAAUAUAUUACUAUCUAAAUCAUGCAUGCAGCAUUGUCACUAGUGUCUAAUAUGAGGGCUUCUGUAAUUUUAGAGUACUGUAUCUAUUCUUACCUUUGUGUAAAUAAAUAACUGGUAUGAUUGGUAACCUAAUCAAAUGCUUGACAAUGUGUACAUAAUAAAUCAUAAAUUUAUUGAUUCACCUAUUAUUUCACUGCACCAAUCUGCCUUAUUUUGUUAUCAUUUCUCUACUUUAACUGUUCUACUCUCUAUUUUCAAUGAUAUUUUGAUAUUUGAGAUAUUUGCAAAAAUAUACACAAGGACAGGUGGACACUAUCAACAGGGUUUUGUUGCACAGUAUUUUUGAGAUGGUCCCUUGUGUCUCAGAGUACUGGCAACAACACUCUCCUCCCUGAGAAUACAAAUAUCUCAAAAUUAUAUCAUGUCCCAAAAAGAUUGUUACCUUAAUAAAAACAUUUUUUGCCAAAGAAAGCUGUCAAAUAUUUUAUACUGAAUGUGUAUUUUAUAAUCAUUAAGGGUUUGGUAUGUUGUACUAUUAAACUGAUCUAUCUUAUGUA
Lineus longissimus is the source of this 5967-nucleotide messenger RNA. RefSeq lists its product as uncharacterized. The record is from RefSeq and is a predicted model, not a curated record. Gene Ontology annotation, molecular function: guanyl-nucleotide exchange factor activity. Gene Ontology annotation, cellular component: cytoplasm. The coding region runs from base 143 to 3928 and encodes 1261 amino acids. NCBI's taxonomy places the organism in Eukaryota, Metazoa, Nemertea, Pilidiophora, Heteronemertea, Lineidae. The transcript is spliced from 17 exons.